This is a messenger RNA of Vombatus ursinus (common wombat), 1472 nucleotides long. RefSeq names its product family with sequence similarity 53 member B (gene FAM53B). The transcript has 4 exons. Gene Ontology annotation, biological process: positive regulation of canonical Wnt signaling pathway; protein import into nucleus. NCBI's taxonomy places the organism in Eukaryota, Metazoa, Chordata, Mammalia, Diprotodontia, Vombatidae. The coding region runs from base 166 to 1455 and encodes 429 amino acids. Gene Ontology annotation, cellular component: nucleus. The record is from RefSeq and is a predicted model, not a curated record.
GUUCCAGGUCGCCGAGCACGCGUGGCCCACAUCUCGGGCCAGCCACUCUGAGGGCCGGCCGCUGAUGGAGAGCUGGUCGUGCUGACCCCCAGGGCCCCAGAAGAUGCCUUGGCGCUAGAAAGUCGGUCCGUGCUGUGAUGGAUCCCAGCACCUGACUGCAUUGCCAUGGCGAUGAUCCUGACCCGGCCUCUCGAAAACCAAGGUGCCGCUGACUCCAUCACACGCAAGCCUUUACACCCCGAGCUGCACACUCCAGAGAAGAUGAGUCAAGGACCCACACUUUUCUCCUGCGGAAUGAUGGAAAGUGGCGGAUGGAGAGACCUGGACAGGAAGUGCCCUCUUCAGCUGGAGCAGGCCAGCAGUAUCUGGGACUGCCUGCCUGAGAAGGGUCCGGACAGCUCCCUCUGGUCCAGAGACACGGCCGGCGCCUGCUCCGUGACCAACCUGAUCAAGGACCUCAGCCUCAGCGACCACCACGGCAACCCGUCGGCCCCGCCCAGCAAGCGGCAGUGUCGCUCCCUGUCUUUCUCGGAUGAGAUGUCCAGCUGCCGGACGGCAUGGAGGCCCUUGGGAUCUAAGGUCUGGACUCCUGUUGAGAAGAGGCGGUGUUACAGUGGCGGGAGCGUGCAGCGGUACUCCAGUGGCUCCUGCGCCAUGCAGAGGAGCUCCAGCUUCAGCCUUCCCUCUCGUGCCAACGCGCUCUCCUCCUCCUCCUCCUCCUUCUCGGAUCAGGCCGGCUUUCCCGGCAGAUUCGGGGGCCAGCCCCGCCACGGGAUCCUGGGGGCGGCCGCCUGCACGCAGGCCGGAGACAUCUGGCGCGGUGAUUCGGGGCCUGCUGGCGGGCGCAGGAUGGACAUCCAGCGGUCCCUCUCUUGUUCUCAUGAGCAGUUCUCCUUUUCAGAAUACUGCCCCCCCUCCGCCAGCAGCACGCCCGCCUCCACCCCCGAGCUGGCGAGACGCUCCAGCGGCCUGUCCCGGAGCCGGUCCCAGCCCUGUGUCCUCAAUGACAAGAAAGUGGGAGUCAAGCGACGGCGGCCUGAAGACCCUCAGGAGCUGAGGCCCUCCCUCGACCUUGCCAAGAUGACGCAGAAUUGUCAAACCUUCAACAGCCUCAGCUGCCUUAGCACCAUGGUGGAUGACCGAGGUCAGCAGAGCCCAUUUGCCACCAGCACGAAUAACUCCAAGUCCUGGACAGCCUUGCUCUCUGCCUGCCCUGGCACAGAAGGCGGGGAGCCUGCGGGGACCCCCGGCCCAGACCCUCCUCCCACCGCCGAGGAAUGUACGCUCAGCAAAGAGGAUCUGUCCUUCGAGGAGUCGGCCCGUGGCCUCCCCGACGAGGAGAGCGGUCGACGGGAGGAGGAGCGGGCCCCGGCGUGGCGGAGCGCUGGGACGGACGGGGCUGGUAUCUUCCCUUUGGACGGCGAGUUGGACAUCGAGCAGAUAGAAAACAACUAGGGGAGGGCAAAAGACGU